CGUGUUGUCACUGUUGGUAGAGAUCGGUGUUCGUGCAAGUUCCUGUCUGCAGUUUCCUCCAGUCAGGCACACAAACUGCUGCUUGGCUAACAGAAUAUAAACUGAGAAUUCAGCGCACCAAAGGCAGCUCAGAAACAUCAGCUCAUCAGAUCAAAGGCUCAGGGGCCAUCGCGCCAGGCCUUAAAGCAGAGCACAACUCGUCUAUCAUGGUUGACAACAUCGUCACAAAGCCUCUGGGGUUCGUUUUGAUCGUCACAGCUCACAUGGUGUUCAACGGCCCCAGCCAUGCAGCAGUCAUCGGGAGCCUGGGCGACAACAUCACCCUCUCAUUUACAUUUCCAGUCAAAUUUAAAAAAGACAGCGUAUUUGGACUUUACACAACAGGAGAGCAAAAGAUUAUUGAUAAUAAAAACUGCAGAAGUUGCUUUGACAUUUUCCCUGGUAAUUCUUCUGUGUUUUACCACAUCACAAAUCUCAGUAGAAAUCACAGUAAGACUUACUGGGUCAGUGUGAUUCUGAAGACAACACUUAUAGAAAACAGCGAUAACGUGAGCUUGAUUGUUCGAGAGCAGAGCAGGAGCACAGCUACUCCAGUGCCGACUGAGUUCACGACACCUGAAGGCAGUGGAAGUUCCAGUAUCAAUUCCUUCCACAUCGUCUCUGUCCUCGCGGUUUCACCUGUAGUGCUACUAGCUGCAGCGCUUCCAGUCUUGAUCUACUGCUUUGCGAAAACCAGAGACAAACAACAGCAACAAAUGCCACGACACAGCUCAAAUCCCACAGUUCAGGAGAUAGUUGAGCCGUCCAGCAACGUGCCUGCACCCUCGCUGGUCUACAGCGUCCUGGACUUCCCCAAAAGACUUCCAGCCCCUGUGGAGAUGAAUCCCAGUGACACGGAGUACGCUGCUGUCAGCUAUCUGCCAGAAAUGAGACGAAUGUGACUGAACGCAAACCUGCCGAUCUUUCUCGAUUAGAGUAAAGGUUUGCCGUACUGUAUGCGGACAUAUAACCUAAACACGUAUUUCUUGUAAGUGUGAUCAACUCCGAUUUUGUAGUGCAGUUAGGAGCCCUCCUAGGCUUUAGGAUUCUUGCACAAUGUCAAAAAACCGAAAAGUUUUGAAGGGGGAAGCGUCUCUGUUCUGCUGCUGUGGUGGUCCUGAAACUCAAGUGUAGACAGCAGCUGUGACAAACCACAAGAAAGAAGUGUGAGCCACUGUCACAGCGACAAACCAACUUCCUAAUCAGUUUUACUCUUUUUUUUUUUUUUUCGGGGGGUUUUGGGGCUUUACCCUUUAC
Messenger RNA from Stegastes partitus (bicolor damselfish), 1296 nucleotides. RefSeq lists its product as uncharacterized. NCBI's taxonomy places the organism in Eukaryota, Metazoa, Chordata, Actinopteri, Pomacentridae. The transcript has 5 exons. Gene Ontology annotation, biological process: negative regulation of immune response. The coding region runs from base 207 to 941 and encodes 244 amino acids. The record is from RefSeq and is a predicted model, not a curated record. Gene Ontology annotation, cellular component: membrane.